AUGGGAAUCAUUUGUUGGAGAGAUAUCAUAGAUAUAUUGUGGUCAAUAUCGAUUGGUCUUAAAUUUAUCCAUGAGUAUGAUCUCGUUCAUAGAAAUUUGCAUGGAGGGAACAUAUUGGUUGAAAGUGAAAUGGGUUCGAUUGUUGCUAAAAUCGCAGAUACCGGAUUAUACGGGCCUGUUGAUAAACAAAUAUCGUUUCAACAAAUUUAUGGUGUAGUACCUUUUAUUGCUCCAGAGGUCCUUGGUGGAAAUAAGUUAACCAAAGCAUCUGAUAUUUAUAGCUUUGGUAUGAUCAUGUGGAUGUUAUCGUCUGGUGUACGUCCUUACUUUGACAAACCCCAUGAUAAGCAACUUAUUCGAGAAAUAUGCUCAGGAUUAAGACCAAAUGUUGUAAGUGGAACUCCACCUGUUUUCUCCAGUUUAAUGUUACAAUGUUUAGAUGCCAAUCCAUCAAAUAGACCAACAGCAUCCAAAAUUUGCGAGUGUUUAGAAGAUUGGGUCUCAGCAGUUUGCGAUAAUCCUAAUUCAUCCGAUUUAUUAGAACAAUUUGAUGCUGCUGAAGAAAUUAAAUUCACAAAUUUAGAGAGAUUAAAUUAUAAUAUUUUACCGUGUCACGAAAAAGCCAUAUAUUUUAGCCGUCCAUUAGAUCCCAUUAUUAAUAUCGAAUCUUCAACAUAACUUUUCUAGAAAAACGUGAUAUUAUUUUUUUCGUAGAUUUAAAAUAUGUGUUUGCCA
Messenger RNA from Rhizophagus irregularis DAOM 181602=DAOM 197198, 735 nucleotides. NCBI's taxonomy places the organism in Eukaryota, Fungi, Glomeromycota, Glomeromycetes, Glomerales, Glomeraceae. The record is from RefSeq and is a predicted model, not a curated record.